Lactuca virosa is the source of this 1941-nucleotide messenger RNA. NCBI's taxonomy places the organism in Eukaryota, Viridiplantae, Streptophyta, Magnoliopsida, Asterales, Asteraceae. The record is from the annotation of a GenBank genome assembly.
AUGGACUUGGCUCCGGGCCAUGACAGAAUUAGACCCACUUCUGUAAUCACAAAGGUACCAGAAUCCAUUGGUAGUCUCAAGCAUCUACGGUAUCUUAAUUUUUCUCAUUCUAAUAUCACAUGUUUGCCGGAACAAGUGAGUCACCUUUAUAAUCUACAGAGCUUAUUGGUUCAUAACUGUUAUUGGUUAUCUAGCUUACCAAGAAGUUUUGCAAAGUUAAUAAACAUGCGUCAUCUUGAUAUAAGUGAUACUCCAAAAUUGAACAAGACGCCUUUAGGGAUCGGUGGGAUGACACGUCUACAAACUCUACCCAUGGUCUUUAUUGGAGAAGGUGACGGAUUCAAAAUAUCGGACCUUAAGGGCCUAACAGAUCUUCAAGGCCAGCUUUCCAUUAUGGGUCUAGACAAAGUAAUAAAUCCAAUACAAGCAAAGGACGCCAACUUACAUCAAAAGAAGGGUCUUGAAGUUUUGGAGAUGAAAUGGAGUGAUGUGUUUGAUGAUGCACGGAACGAUUUGAUUGAAUAUGAAGAAGUACUUAAAGAACUAAGACCUCAUCCAAAGUUAAAAAUCCUCAAGAUUUUGUUCUACAAGGGAACAAGAUUUCCUAGUUGGGUUGGCGAUCCCUCAUUUGAUCAGUUAACAGAGCUUACGUUAUGUGGUUGUCGAAGUACACACUUACCAACACUUGGAUGUUUAGGGUCUCUUAAGACAUUGAUUGUUGAAAGGAUGAGUGAGGUGAAGACCGUGGGUAUUGAGUUUUUUGCACCUACUAAUUCUUUUGUUGGCAUUGCAUUUCCAUCCCUUGAAGUUCUGGAAUUUGAAGAUAUGCAAGGUUGGCAGAGAUGGUCUAUUAAUAGUGGCGAUGAACAUGGAACUCUUACAUCAUUUCCUUGUCUUCAUGAGAUAUCUAUUAGAUGCUGUCCAGAACUAGCUGAAGUGUCAAUCGGAUUGAUACCAUCACUUCGGGUUUUACAUGUAGCAGAAUAUUCUGCAGAGGUGUUAAAAGGCAUGGUUGGUAUGUCCUCAUCACUUAUUGAAUUGAAAAUGUGGAGCGUUAAAGGACUUGCUCAACUACAUGGAGAAGAUUUAACGCAUCUUGGGGCAGUUGAACAUCUAUCUAUAUGGAAUUGUGAUGAAUUGAGAUACUUGUGGGAACGAGAAUCGGAGGCAUGCAAAAGUCUUGUGAGUUUACAGAAGUUGGAAGUAUGGAAUUGUAAAAAGUUGGUUUCAUCAGCCGAGAAAGAGGACAAUUUUGGGAUUAGCAUGAAAUCUGUAAAAGAAGUGAUGUUUAGUAAUUGUGAGACAUUGGAGAGUUACAAUUGUCCAAAUAGUGUUGAGAGGUUGGAAAUCAACAGUUGUGGUUCAAUGACAUCCUUGACCUUCUCAGCAGUGCAGGAGCACCCAUCCACUCUCACUGAAUCAAUAGUCAGUGAUUUUGGUUUUCUCCCCAUGUCUUGCCUAACAUUUCUUGAUAUCGGUUUUUGCAAGAAUCUAAAGUCAUUAUCUGAUGAGCAUUUUCAAAGUCUCACAUCUCUGAAAGGCAUGUGGAUAUAUGAUUGUCCAAGUAUGGACUACUCCUUCCCUUGUGGGGUGUGGCCUCCUAAUUUAAGAAGUCUAACCAUAGGAGGCUUAAAUAAGCCCAUGUCCAAGUGGGGCCAGCAAAAUUUUCCAGCUUCACUAGUUUUUCUACAUUUAUAUGGCAGAGACUCAGAAGUGGUUUCAUUUGCAGUGACAGAUGAUGUGAGGAAUACUAUUACUCCGUCAUCAUGUUUUCUUCUUUCACCAUCUCUGGUAUGUCUAAGGCUUGAAGGCAAAAUAUGGAGAUAUGCAUCAAGUGGUUACACAGCUGCAGCAUUCAAUAUCAUAGUCCACAGGAUGGAGGCUGUUGAAGGUCAUUGGAUUGUAGAGACUACCAAAGAUUUGUACGGCGGAUUCUUUUAA